Messenger RNA from Penicillium odoratum, 687 nucleotides. RefSeq names its product GNAT family N-acetyltransferase. The coding region runs from base 1 to 687 and encodes 228 amino acids. Gene Ontology annotation, molecular function: acyltransferase activity, transferring groups other than amino-acyl groups. Lineage: Eukaryota; Fungi; Ascomycota; Eurotiomycetes; Eurotiales; Aspergillaceae. The transcript is spliced from 2 exons. The record is from RefSeq and is a predicted model, not a curated record.
AUGGCACCAGGUCCAUCUGUGCCUUUCGAAAUAAAGUACGCUGAUGCAUCUGAAAUGAGUGCACUUGUGAAUAUUCAUAUUCGCUCUUUUUCCUGUUCUAAUUAUAUGCGCAGCACAUAUAAGGGAUGCGAUCCGUUGUCAGUUCACAAAUUCAAAACAGUCUCUUCCCUCAAAUAUUUCGCCAAAUCCGAGUGCCAUACUCUAGCGGGUAUCAACUCUGAAGCCGAUGAUAUCAUCGCAUAUAGCCGCUGGAAUAUACCAGCUACUUAUGGGUUCGACAGAGCUGUGAAUACAAGUCUGAGCGACUAUGAGCAAGCCCAAAUACAGAAUAUGUGGGCAUAUGCCCCAAAGUUGAACAAGGGCACCUACACACUUUACGAGGAAACGAUAAAGCAUUGUAGGAACUUGCAUCUUAGGGAAACGGAUAUUGUCCUUGAAAUGCUGUGCGUCCUACCAGAGUACCAAGGAACUGGAAUAGGAAGUGCAUUUCUCAAAUGGGGUAUUGAGAAAGCAGACGUCAGUAACGCCCGGAUAUAUCUUGAAGCUACGAUGGAAGGAGUGCCAGCGUAUUUGAAACACGGGUGGGAGAUCGUCGAAGAGAUUGAGCUGGAUUACACGGAACGUGGUGGCGAGGGACGUCAGAAGUUCGCAUUGAUGAUUAGAGAACCCCAGGAAACCGGGUUUUGA